Messenger RNA from Helianthus annuus (common sunflower), 1599 nucleotides. Its product is annotated as 3-hydroxyisobutyryl-CoA hydrolase-like protein 3, mitochondrial. NCBI's taxonomy places the organism in Eukaryota, Viridiplantae, Streptophyta, Magnoliopsida, Asterales, Asteraceae. Gene Ontology annotation, cellular component: cytosol. The coding region runs from base 162 to 1409 and encodes 415 amino acids. The transcript is spliced from 10 exons. The record is from RefSeq and is a predicted model, not a curated record. Gene Ontology annotation, molecular function: 3-hydroxyisobutyryl-CoA hydrolase activity. Gene Ontology annotation, biological process: L-valine catabolic process.
AAACACCCUUACACCCUCAAGUAAAGAAAUUUACGGUUCAAAAAAAAAAAAAAAAAAAAAACUAAUUUCCAUUUUCUUCAUCAAAUCGUUCACUCUGUAACCGUUUUCAUCAUCAAAUCUCUCACUCUGUAAGUAUCGUCAUCACUGUCUUCACCGGAAUAAUGCGACUUCUGAUCGGCGUUUCUCACUUUCUCAUCAGAUCAUCACCUUAUUCUACUUUCCCCAAAACCCUUCUCCGUAACUCCGAUCGCUCUAUCUCUCUUCGGAAUUUCACGGCAAUGGCCAGCUCCGACGCCGGCGACUUUGUCAAAGGAAACGUAUAUCCAAACGGCGUCGCCGUGCUGACUCUCGAUCGUCCAAAAGCCCUCAACGCCAUGAAUCUAGAUAUGGAUUUGAAGUACAAAAGUUUUCUUGAGCAGUGGGAAGUUGACCCAAAAGUCAAAUGUGUUCUGGUUGAGGGAAGUUCGCCACGUGGAUUUUCAGCAGGUGGUGAUGUGAAGCUGAUAUCAACUAUGAAACAACUGUCAGAUCUUAUUAAGGUGUUCACUGCUGAAUACUCUCUUAUAUGCAAAAUCUUUGCAUGCAAGAAGCCAUACAUAAGCUUCAUAGAUGGCAUAACCAUGGGGUUUGGGAUAGGUCUAUCUGGUCACGGCAGGUAUAGAGUCAUAACAGAGAGGACAGUUCUUGCAAUGCCAGAAAAUGGAAUUGGCUUGUUCCCCGAUGUUGGGUUUGCUUAUAUAGCAGCACAAGGACCAGGAGAAGGAUCAGUUGGUGCUUAUCUUGGUAUGACUGGAAACAGGGUGUCUACCCCAGCUGAUGCGCUGUAUGUAGGUCUUGGGACCCACUUUGUCCCGUCUGGAAAUUUGAGCUCACUUAAGGAGACUCUCUUGUCGUGUACCUUUUCAGAUGAUCCACAUGUUGAAGUGCAAGAAAUAUUGGCGAAGUAUAAUAGCAAUCCUGAUUCAGAAGCGCGAUUAAAGGUGCUUUUACCGCGUAUAGUUUCAAUAUUUGGUGGAAAUAAAUCUGUUAAAGAAAUAAUGGAAGACCUAGAAAAGAAUCAGAGAAGUGAUGAUCCUACAGUUGCAGAGUGGGCAAAGGAUGCUUUGUCAGGGCUUAAGAAAGGUGCUCCAUUUUCUCUUUGCUUAACACAAAUGCAUUUCGCUAGAGUUGCAUCUGCAUUGGGGACCAAGGAGGACUUAUCCACGUUAAAUGGAGUGAUGAAAACAGAAUACCGCAUUGCACUAAGGACUUCGCUUCGAAGUGAUUUUUCCGAAGGGGUUCGAGCAGUGUUGGUGGAUAAAGAUCAGAAUCCCAAAUGGAGUCCAUCAAGUCUAGACGAAGUUAAAUCAAGUGAAGUAGAAGCAGUUUUUCGACCACUGGAGCCAGAGGCAGAUGAACUGGCCGUUUGAGUCAUUUAUUUGCAUCCGGGGGUGUACAUGACUUCGUUCUGACACCAGGGGUUUGAACAAUAUUUGACCAUACUCAAUAAGUAUCUCAUUGUUGUUGAUAGUUCCUUAAAAGUGUUCAAAUUUGUAUCUAACUCUCUGUAACCAAACUAUUGAAGCUCAACAAAUUGAUUAAGUUGUUAGUUGUUGGUCA